This is a messenger RNA of Protopolystoma xenopodis, 480 nucleotides long. NCBI's taxonomy places the organism in Eukaryota, Metazoa, Platyhelminthes, Monogenea, Polystomatidea, Polystomatidae. The record is from the annotation of a GenBank genome assembly.
AUGGCUUUUUCGUUAGCUUCUAAGGAGAGGGACAACCUAGGACCUGUCGGAAGAGGAGAUGUACACGUGGUGCAUCUGGUGGAAUGGCGCAAGGAUGGACGGCUUCUCCUCUCCGCCGACGGUGGAGCCGGACCCUCUGGCCUCACGUUGUCCUCCGAACGCAGUCGACACGGAACAUCCGUCGCCUCAGGCUGGGCUGGGCUGGAAGAGCCACUGGUGGGACCGUUCGGAGGUUCGGAGGCUGGCGGCGCCAGUCUGACCAACAGUCCCGGAGCCCCGGGAGCCGGGCUCACAGGUGCCACGGUGCACGGUGGCUAUCUACUGUCGCCAGACGGACAGACUGUCACUUUCUACUCUGUGACCGAGGCCUACUCGGGCAUAUUCACCUGCUCGGCUAGCAACACCCACGGCAGAGAUACUAAAGAGUUUCGCGUCAAUGUUAAAAGUGAGUACAAUAGACGUUCUGUGGUUCCUGCAUAA